Messenger RNA from Aaosphaeria arxii CBS 175.79, 390 nucleotides. RefSeq lists its product as uncharacterized. The record is from RefSeq and is a predicted model, not a curated record. The coding region runs from base 46 to 381 and encodes 111 amino acids. The transcript has a single exon. NCBI's taxonomy places the organism in Eukaryota, Fungi, Ascomycota, Dothideomycetes, Pleosporales.
ACUUCUGCCCACAUACAUACACUCAGCUGCAGUUGCUACGAGUCUAUGACAUUUCCCUCGCAACCAAUCCUCGUAUCAAGCGAACGUCUUCCGCGCGGGAUAAUCAUAAAAUCACCUUCUAUGGGCCAGAGUAGAAUACGUGCCUCACAACAUGCAUGCAUGUGCUCCCAAAAAGUCGACUCCAGUCUCACACGGGCGCAACCCCCCGUGCCCCCAUCCCAUCCGCCAUGCGCUCGAACCCCAACAACGUCCAAUGACAUCCUACCCAAGACCUCGGCGCUGGGUGUGCGUUCGAAUGUUCGCCAGCCCGGCGCCGCGCCGCGCAACGUUUGUAUUAUUUACCGGGUUCAAGGUGCUGCUGUAGGCAUGCACACACAAUGAACGAGCCUG